Molecule: messenger RNA, 1909 nt
Organism: Prorocentrum cordatum
Lineage: Eukaryota; Dinophyceae; Prorocentrales; Prorocentraceae
Source: the annotation of a GenBank genome assembly
GACGGAAGGAAGUGGCAGAGGGAGCGCGACAGGUUCACGAACUAGUGCUUGUACUUCGGCAUUGGGUGUGCGAUGCACAGUAUUGCUAUCAUGGUUUUUAUCUGUUGCAGGUUUCCGCUCUCGCAGCCCCAGCGUCUAUCUCACGGCUGCUUGGGCUCAACCUUGAAAGACUAGCAUGGUUGCUGGACCCACCUCCAGCCUCGCGAUUGCCAUAUCUGUGCUGGCAGGGGUGGGAUUCCAACCCGGCCAACUGGAUCGGCGGCCGCGACUGUUUCGGUCGUUUGGCGGCUGCGGGUGUAAGGUGGGACGCGCCAGAGGCCGUGACAUGUUUUUCCGAGCGUGGUUCAAAAGCCCUCGUGUCCGGCCCUGACCCGGAGUUCUUCCACGUCUGCGGCGAGGGCGUGGCGACUACGGGUUGAGGUACCGUCCGUGCUAUUGUGGUGUGUUGGUGCCGUGGCCUUGGCGGGCAUCCUGUUCGCCGUCUGGAGGGCCUGCGUUUCGCGGGCUAGCAAGGCUCGCAAGCGUUUGCCUUUGUGAGAAGCUUGACUCCAGCUGAGACCAUGACACGGCUCGGCGCAACGACGAGGUCCGAGCCAGUGGCGUAGCCGGCCCCUGGCACACGUGGCGUGGCUACCUUGGCUGAUGAUCCAGGCUGGACGCAUGAACGAAUCAUUUUGUGGCCAGUCGGAGGUCCAGAGUCCGACGAGGUAUUCGUGUUCACUCCUGAACAUCAUUUCUAUAUCGAUACUUUCUCCGACUGCGCGCCGAGUGCAGUCCUGACGGGUCGGAAAGGGUUGCCCCGUGGCGCGUCGCAGGUGGUGGCUCUCAACCGCGACCUGGAUCCCGAAGAGAUGCUGGAGUUGAUCAAGCCCGCCCGCGGCGAGGCGGUCAACCUCAUGGGCGGCGACAGUCCGGAUCCAGGCGUGGCAGAGGCCGUGGAGUGGCGCGGCCAGCGGCUGCUUGUGCCAGCAUGGCCUGGACAAGGAUUCGGGCGGCAGCUGAUCCCCGAUAGAGUACGCGACGGGCGAGGAGAUUGGCAGCUGGUGCGAGAAUCGGUUGGCGGCGGCGGACAAGUUGCGGCCGCCUCGUGGGCGGGUACCUGGGCUCGGCGAGCGGCUUUUCGGUGAGGAUGCUGAUGGCGUGGGAGGCACGCUUGUCCCUCUCGGUGGUGGCGACGCUCCGGCGCUGGGUCACUCCGGCGACGGCGCAGGCGACGACCUCAGGACCUGUUGGAUCGGUGUUGGCGAGACGGUUCAAAGAGUGGCGACGGGUUGUGCAUGAGAGCACGCAGGAGGUCUUCGCCGACGCGGCCAUUCGCGGCCAGCCAUCAUGUCUGGAGGUGUGUAUGGAGAUGUGCCGCCACGGUGGCGCUCCCGAGACUUGUUUCCAGGAUUGGCGCAAUGAAAGUGGCACCAACCGCAAGGAUAGUGUGUGCCACGAGGUGUAGACCUUGAUCGAGUGCCUGCACCUUGCGGGGACGCACGACCAGGUGAACGCGGGGGCCCUCGCGUCGCUGGAGGUGGUCGCUGAGGCCUGCGCCUUCGGCGCCGACCAGGCCAACUGGGGGACCGCGAAUCACCUGUCGGGCACCAGCAACCCGCUCGACCUGGUGCCAGAGGCGCUGCGGAGCUGCGCGAGUCGGCCGUCCAAGGAGCAGCACGAACUCGAGGCGCCGCGGUCGCGGGCGCGGCGACCCGGCCCCAGGCCCGCGGAUGGGUGGUGGGCGGCCGCCGCCGCGGCGAGCGCUGGAGGGUUGCCGAAUGCUGGGGCCGCUGCUGGCGAUGAAGAAAAUGACGCUGGCAGCGUCGCCGGCUGCGGAGCUGGGGACGGGCGAGGUCGAGUUGGGCAGGGCGCGGGCGCCGCCGCGGGCCGGGCGAUUCGCCGCGCAAGCAUACGCACGAGAGCCGCA